AUGAUUCUCUCCCGAUGGAAUUCAAAAAUUUGGUACGAUCCAUUUACACUCCUCAGAUUCAUGAAUUGGUGGACAGGAAUGGGAGCGUAUCGUCCAUCCGAUAAAAGGGAUUUCUGGUACUCCUGCUCGUGGAUUUCAACAGCAUUUAUCAAUUUGUUACAAUGGUUGAUCAUAUUCAACGGGAACAGGAUUAUUCUGGAUUACAUAAACGAACAGUUCGAAGAUUCCCCGUCCUUGCCUUUUCUUGUUAAGGUCCUACUGUUAAUUAUGUUCUCAAAUAGUUUGAUCGCAUUGAUUUUUCCGGUAUUAAUGUGGUUAGAGAGAAAGAGGAUUAUGGAAUGUUACAAUCAAAUACCGAUAUUGGACGUGAAAUUUCGAGCGAUUUUUGGAACUAAAAAUCAACAUGGGAAACAAUGUAUCUACCUAUUGUGCAAUAUUUUAGCUAUUUCGAUUAUAGCGAUAAUCAGCAUAGGUAGCGAAAACCAUGCGGCUAUGUUGGAGAGGUUGAACAUAUUGGAAAAGACCUGCGUGAUCGUUGUUCUGCAUCGUCCGAUAUUAAUUAUGCUUCUCGUAGACCUUAACUUCUGUAUUUUUGUAGGGUAUCUUGAAAAGAAAUUUCGAGACAUGAACGAAGGUUUAUUGCAAAUGGCUAAACCAAAGUCGACCAAUGGUUUUCCUGGCAAUGUGCUUCCCCCGUUUUUCAGAAGCGUUCAAAAGUCGAGGGUAGGCCGUGAGAUGGAAAAUGACGGACCUGAACUUUCGACAAACGAUUACAGUUACUUGUUACAUGAAAUCAGAAAAGCUCACUUGGAACUCACCAAGAUGUCGCGGAAAAUAAACGACGCUUUUGGUGUUCAAAAUCUGAUUUCAUUGAGCGUGUCCUUCGGUGUGAUUACUGGAAUGUUUUAUGCAUUUUAUAUAUUUUCUCGCCUAUUCUCGGCAUCGUCCUGGUCCGAUUACGCUAGUGUAUUUAAAUCAACGCCAACGUUCGGGAUUUUCUCUUACCUCUAUACAAUUUUGAAAAUAAAUUUCGCAUGUGGGGCAGCGGUCAAAGAGUCCUUGAGAACCGGACAGAUCAUUUGUGAAAUUAUGGAGACGACGAAACUUGAAGAAGAGAUCGAAGAAUUUUCCAUUCAGAUGAUCCACAAUCCCGUACAGUUUGAUGCCUGUGGCUUUUUCGACUUGGAUUACAGCUUCAUUCAAGGAGUGAUCGGUUCCAUAACGACCUAUAUGGUCAUCCUCAUUCAGAUGAACCCCGCUCCAGAGUUUGAAAGCCGUUCCUCUGAAAAUUUGGCAAACGUUACCAAAGCUUAGUAAAAUACGUUUAAUAUAGUUAUCACACUUAGUGUCCAAGUUAUUAAUUGUUACAAAGUCGUUGUUCAUCGUAAAUUUCGAGUGCCUGCAUUAUAUCGUGGGUUGAGCUUCUACGUUUCAUAUGUUAUUCAUUAGAGUAUGAACGCCAUUAGGGAAAUGAUAACAUGAAAAAAUAAAUGAACAAAAAAAAAUAGGUGUACAAAGCAACAAACAUAUUGAUCAGGUACUGAAGUAUUGGUCGUUUUAUUCCGAGGCCUGAGGCUUAUGGUGUAGGCCAGGCUUUCGAAUUUUCUUUCAAUUCCCGCAGUUCAAUUAUUUGGUAGAAAUAGAAUAAAAGUGAUCGUGCAUGAUUUUUCUUGUUUCUGACUUUUCUGCGUUAUUGUUUUCUAUCGAAGAACGAUUGCAAUAGAAAAUUG
Molecule: messenger RNA, 1730 nt
Organism: Athalia rosae (coleseed sawfly)
Lineage: Eukaryota; Metazoa; Arthropoda; Insecta; Hymenoptera; Athaliidae
Exons: 7
Coding region: 1-1314 (437 amino acids)
Biological process (GO): sensory perception of taste
Cellular component (GO): neuronal cell body; dendrite; membrane
Source: RefSeq, a predicted model, not a curated record